This is a messenger RNA of Manacus vitellinus (golden-collared manakin), 2820 nucleotides long. RefSeq names its product interleukin 31 receptor A (gene IL31RA). Gene Ontology annotation, cellular component: signaling receptor complex; external side of plasma membrane. The transcript is spliced from 15 exons. The record is from RefSeq and is a predicted model, not a curated record. Lineage: Eukaryota; Metazoa; Chordata; Aves; Passeriformes; Pipridae. Gene Ontology annotation, biological process: cytokine-mediated signaling pathway. Gene Ontology annotation, molecular function: cytokine binding; cytokine receptor activity. Bases 30 to 2597 code for a protein of 855 amino acids.
AUUUUGUGCCUGUAGUUACUGAGAAGGAAAUGUUCAGCUCUUUGAUUUGGAUGUUCGUCCUGCUCUGCAGCUCUGUAGCAGAUGAAAACUCUAUCAGAGAUGCUGACAUUUUUCCUUCAUCUGCUGAAAUUAAAAGAGGAUCCUCCCUGAAACGAUUUUGUAUUCUUGGAAAACACCACAUGCCUCACAGAAAUGCAAGCCACAUCAUCUGGAAAUUGAAUGAUGAACUGAUUGCUCCAGAGAAUUAUAACAUUGUGAAUGAGACUGUAUCUAGUAUAACCAUCCCUAAUUUCACCUACAGCACAGCUUAUCUGAAAUGUUUCAUGAAGUACUUGGACAAGGAACAGCUUCUGGUUCACAAAGAAGUUAAAUCUGGCUUUCCUCCAGACACUCCGGGAAAUAUUUCCUGCAUUUAUUACUUUGAUGAUAACCUUACCUGUACCUGGAAUUCAGGAAGAAAAACAAGUUUUACAAGAAACUAUACUCUUUACCGAAAACUGGCGACUAAUCCAAAUACUAUAGUCAGCUCCUGCCAGAGUAAAACAGAGUCAUGUUCAUUUCUAUAUCCAGAUACUCCGUAUAGUAGUGCUUUUUGUUUUCAGGUGAAAGCUGAAAAUGUUUUGGGUGAAGCCUUAUCGAAGUGUGUUCCUAUAGAUAUGGGAAAAAUAGAGAAAUUUGACCCUCCUGAAAUACUUUUAGUUAAAACAAUCAGCGAUAUAAAGCAGUUACUUACAGUAACCUGGAAAAUGCCUGAGAAGAUUGUCCCUUCAAAAGAUUUAACUUGCCAGGUUCAAUACAGAAACUUGUAUUCAAACUCUACAAAAUAUGUCACUGUCCCACUGAAUUCUGCAGAGAAAACAGGAUCAUGUAAUCUCACAGGUCUGUGGGACUCCACAGAAUAUUCUGUUGCUGUUCGGUGUAUCAGUAAUGAAUCAAUAUUUUGGAGUGAAUGGAGUGGAGAGAAAAGUGGAAGCACGAAAGAGAAAGCUCCUUCAGAAAAAGUGGAUUUGUGGAGGGUAAUUGAGUCUUCACACUCACCUGGAAGUAGAUCUGUACAUCUUAUGUGGAAGCCAUUAAAUAGCUUUCCACCUUCUGGGAGAAUUCUAGGCUACAAAAUACAGUAUUUUCCAGAAAACAAGACUGCACUUAAAAUGAUAAACAACUCUACUGACAAGAAAAUCACUUUACUUUUAAAUGAAGAGGCACAUAUAGUAUCUGUUACUGCCUAUAACUCUGCUGGAAAUUCUCCUGAAGCUAUUUUGAGGAUUCCAUCCGCAGACGAAAAAACUGCUCAGAUUACUGGAACAGCGAGGACCUUACCAUCAAAUGAAGAAGUGGUUGUGGAAUGGGUAGUCUCUAAACCAGAAGCAACAGAAUAUGUAGUUGAGUGGUUUGAGGAAUUGGAGAUGGAUCCUUUUAGUAGAUCGUGGCAAUAUGUGUCGAAUUCUACAAACUGGAAAACUAACAAAAAAAACUUUAAACCAUUUGUAUGCUAUAACAUCUCGGUCUAUCCUCUUUAUGGAAAUAAAGUAGCAGCUCCAUACACCGUACAAACUUAUGUUCAACAAAAAAAACCAUCAGAAGGACCUGUGGCUCACACAGGCAUUCCAGGAAAAAAUGAAGUUACAGUAACAUGGAAUAAGAUUUCAAAGGAUAAAAGCAACGGAUUUAUCACUAACUAUACAAUAUUUUAUAAACCUGAAGAUGGAAAAGAAUUGAAUGAAACAGUGAACUCUAAUGAUCAACAAUACAGACUGAAGUCCUUGCAGGCUAAUACACAGUAUACUGUCUAUAUCAUGGCAAACAAUGAAGCUGGUGGAACCACCGGAGAGCCAAAGACCUUCAAAACUUUGAAACUGGAUAAAGAAGAUAUUAUUUUAAUUGCUCUACUUGUUGGAAUAAGCGUGUUCUGUCUGUUAGGCCUUUGGGUAACAUGCGUUUUGAAAAAACAUGUGUUUAAGAAGGUUUGCUGGCCUGAUAUACCAAAUCCUGCAGAGAGCAUUGCAGUGGAAUGGCCUCUUGCUACUUCUAUGAAUAAUUCACUUUUGAAGAAGUUGGCAUCUGAGGCUAAAACUGUAGACUUUGAAGACAUAAAUGUUUUGGAAUAUUGUUUUCCUGAAGAAAACCAUGUUUCUGAAUGUAUUGAUAUUAAUGCAGAAGACAUGAUCAAUGGAGAUAAAAAGAUACUGCAUAAACAAGAAAAUGAUGUUGCUAAAUGUUUUUUGCCAUCCAUGCCUUAUGUGAUCACUGAUCAAUUUACCAGAAGCCAAAUGAAGUCAACUUUGAUACUAGUGAAGGAAAUCCAACCCAUGGAAAUGCUGGCAGAUGAUUUGUGUGGAUCCCAACAGAAUUCAAUCAAAAAUGAAGAAAAUGAUGAUGAAGUUUUAAAGGUGGAAGAUUUCAAUGAAAAAACACUGUUCAAUCCAUACCUUAAAAAUUCUGUUAAAACAAGGGAAUUUCUUAUUUCUGAGAGCUUGCCAGAGCACAAUAUGGAUGAACACAAAAGCCAGUCAAGUGUCUUACCUCCUUUUCAACAAGAUGUUGCAGGACAACCCUACAUAACACUGGACAUGUUCGAGCCGGCCACUGCUCAGUAGCGUGGGAAGAUUUUCCGUUGUAAAAUCCCCCUGUGAAAAAACUCUUGGCACUGCUGCUCAUGUGCAUUCCUAUGUUUUAACCUGUCUGGUCUCAGUUAAUUUGGAUGGAAACACCCUCUUCCUUCAAACAGCUGUGAAGUUGUUCUUUGCACCGUGUUUAUAUGUGUCAGGGUUCACUUCUGGGGUUUUUUCGUUUGGCUUUUUUUGUGGUUUUUUUUGUUGU